Molecule: messenger RNA, 345 nt
Organism: Rotaria sp. Silwood1
Lineage: Eukaryota; Metazoa; Rotifera; Eurotatoria; Philodinida; Philodinidae
Source: the annotation of a GenBank genome assembly
AUGAUUGAUUGUGGUUAUAAAGAUAAUGAACAAUGUUCUUUAAUCAAUGGAACUUGUUUCAUAACUGAAUCUGAAGCACUUUUCAAAUGUACGACGAAAAAUAUGUGUAUUUCUUCCAAAUUAAUCGAAAACGGUAAAUGUGAUUGUGGAUUUGAUGAAUAUGAUUUAAGCGUUAUUGAAAUUUCUAGUCUUGAUUACAUUAGAAAACAAAUUUCAUUUCCAACUAUUUGUGAGAGUUUUACUGAACUGGCACCUGUCAUUGUUAAUAGAGCAAAUGAAAUCGAUGAAACCGAAUAUGAAUAUUGGCAACGUAAUAAUAUUUAUGCACAUUGUGACGGAUUCUGA